GGAAUUUUAGUUUGCUAAUCUACAAAGCGAAGACAGAAAGAACCUGCAACCAACAUGAACUUCUCGUGGCUCACCAUCUUCAUCUUGGCCCUUAUCGCCAUGACUGUUUCGGCCAAGAGCUGCCCUGCCCCAUUCACGAAGGACGGUAACAGGUGCACCGCAAAGCGCACAAUCCGCGGAGAGUGCCCACAAAACUCCCAAUACCAACCAAGCAUUAAUCUGUGUGUGUACAAAAACUAAAUAAAUAAAGAACAUUAUCAGGAAAAGUGA
Messenger RNA from Drosophila sechellia, 270 nucleotides. RefSeq lists its product as uncharacterized. The record is from RefSeq and is a predicted model, not a curated record. Lineage: Eukaryota; Metazoa; Arthropoda; Insecta; Diptera; Drosophilidae. The transcript has 2 exons. The coding region runs from base 55 to 240 and encodes 61 amino acids.